Emiliania huxleyi CCMP1516 is the source of this 948-nucleotide messenger RNA. RefSeq lists its product as hypothetical. The record is from RefSeq and is a predicted model, not a curated record. Gene Ontology annotation, cellular component: membrane. Lineage: Eukaryota; Haptophyta; Isochrysidales; Noelaerhabdaceae. Bases 1 to 948 code for a protein of 315 amino acids. The transcript has a single exon.
AUGCACACGCACGCCAAUGCGGGUGCAGGGGAGGCCCCCGGUUCCGGUUCCGGUGGUGUCGUGGCUCCGCUGACAUCGAUCAACAUUGACGACAAGGCUCCGGCCAAGCCACAGCUGGCUCGCAUCCGCUCUUACACGAUCAGACGGCAGAGCUCACAUCACUGGACGCCGCCAGAGCUGUACUACAGCGGGCCACACGAUGCGGCGACGCGCAACGGUUUCUUGCGCAAGGUGUAUGGUAUAGUGUGCGCACAAGUGCUAUUCACGACAGCGGUGAUGCACGCUAUGAUGAGGGAUGGUAUGGCGCGCGUGGCGGCCACGGCAGUUUCCGGCGUAUGGGAGGACCGAUCCUGCAGCCCACACAUCUUGUGGCCAGGACAUCUUACCUGCACAAGUGUUGCCAUCGAACCGUUCAUGCCGUUGUUGAUGCCAGCUUUUGCCGUGUCGCUCUUGCUGACCUGCUGCCUGGACGGCUUCAAGAAUACAUACCCGUACAACUACCUUUUGCUGGCCGGCUUCACGCUCGUCGAGGGCUUCACCGUCAGUUUCGUCUGCGUUGCGCUCGGCAUUGAGAGGCCCGAGGUGGUUCACCAGACCUUCACGCUGACCGCCGCCCUCUUCGUCGGCCUCACCGCCUUCACGAUGCAGUCGCGCAUAAGAUUCAACUUUCUUGGCGGCUUCUUGCUCUCAUCGCUCCUCCUCCUCCUCGCGUGGGCAACGAUCAACGCCGCCCUCGGCCUCCCCUUUGCCUCCACCGCCUUCUCCCUGCUCGGUGCCCUCCUCUUCUCGCUCUACGUAGUCUACGACACCUCCAUGAUCUGCCACCGGCUUGGCUACGACGACUGUGUUGUCGCCGCCAUCGAGCUCCACCUCGGCGUGGUCAACCUGUUUCUGUACCAUAUGCGCCUGCUCUCCGACGAUUCUCUCUCGAGUCUCUCCGUAGGUUGA